Staurois parvus is the source of this 2402-nucleotide messenger RNA. Lineage: Eukaryota; Metazoa; Chordata; Amphibia; Anura; Ranidae. The record is from the annotation of a GenBank genome assembly.
GAUUAUUUGGCUAACCAUGGGCGUCUCAGUGAAGCAGAAGCUAGGCGGAAGUUUUGGCAAAUCCUAUCUGCGGUGGAAUACUGUCACAGUUGCAAUAUAGUCCAUCGAGAUUUGAAGGCUGAAAACCUUUUGCUGGAUAACCACAUGAACAUAAAGAUAGCAGACUUUGGUUUUGGCAACUUUUACAAGACUGGAGAGCCUUUAGCAACGUGGUGUGGAAGCCCACCAUAUGCUGCUCCAGAAGUGUUUGAAGGGCAGCAGUACGAGGGACCACAGCUGGAUAUCUGGAGUAUGGGUGUUGUACUCUAUGUCCUGGUAUGUGGUGCAUUACCAUUUGACGGUCCUACACUCCCCAUCCUGAGACAAAGGGUUCUGGAAGGGAGAUUUCGAAUACCAUAUUUCAUGUCUGAAGAAUGUGAGCACUUAAUUAGGAGGAUGCUGGUACUAGAGCCUUCAAAACGUUUGUCCAUUGCUCAGAUCAAAGAGCACAAGUGGAUGAUGACUGAGGUCCCAGUACACCGGCCUGUCCUCUACGCACAGAGUCAAGAAAAGGAGACUUCCAUUGGAGAACACAAUGAACAGGUCCUGAGACUCAUGCAUAGCUUGGGGAUUGACCAACAAAAGACAAUAGAGUCCUUACAGAACCGCAGUUACAAUCACUUUGCUGCUAUCUAUUACCUACUAGUCGAGAGGCUAAAAUCUCACCGAAGCAGCUUUCCAGUAGAGGCUCGGAUUGACGCUCGCCAGCGACGACCAAGCACAGUUGCUGAAACAGACAGUCGCCAAGACAAGCACAGUGGUGUCUCCAGUGAACCUCAUGCCACAAAAUGUGAGAUUGAUGAGAGCGCCUGUACUCCCAGAAGCCUCCACUGUAGAGCCAUUCUCAUACCCACAAGGCAGCUGCCAGGCUGAAACAACAUUCCUAGAGGAGGAAGCAGUGAAUACACCAUCAGUUAAUGGGUGUCUGUUGGAUCCCCUGCCCCCUGUGACAGUACGGAAGGGUUGCCAGUCCUUGCCAUCGAAUAUGAUGGAGACCUCUAUUGAUGAGGGUAUAGAGACAGAAGACGACUCUGAGGAUGAUCCUUCUGCAACAUUUGCAGCAUUUCAAGGCAGGCAUAGUGGUCAAAGGCGGCACACGCUAGCAGAAGUUACCAACCAGUUAGUAGUAGUGCCCAAUAUGGCAUCAGACAUGGAAGGUAAACUCUUCAGUAUUGGUAACCACCCUUCUCUUGGGAGCGUGGACUCAGAGUAUGACAUGGGAUCUAUUCAGAGUGACCUAAAUGUCCAGGAGGACUCUGGGGCUUUGACAGAAGUAGCUAUGACCAACCAGUCCGUCAGCAGGCUAACUCCACCAUACAUAGGACUGCGACCUACGAAUUUGCCCAUGCCAGCUAUGGCCUCCCAAAAAAGGGAAGCUCACAAUAGGUCUCCUGUAAGUUUUCGAGAGGGAAGGCGAGCAUCUGACACCUCAUUAACACAAGGAAUUGUGGCAUUUCGGCAGCACCUUCAGAAUUUGGCAAGAACCAAGGGUAUCCUAGAGCUCAAUAAGAUUCAGAUGCUGUACGAACAGAUUGGACCCACUGAAGAUCCAAAUGCCAUCAAUACACCUAAUCACUUCCAAGAUCUUAAUAACCCACAGGAUUUGUCCACACAACUUCCAAAUAUGUCUGCAUUCCCCAAUGGUAUGCAGCCCCAGCUUCUAUCUAGGCGGCAGAGUCUGGAGACCCAGUAUUUACAGCACAGGCUGCAGAAAGGGAAUCUGCUGGUGAAAACACAGAACAGCUGUCAGCUGUAUUGUAAAGAAACACCCAGGAGUUUGGAGCAGCAGCUACAGGAACACAGGCUACACCAGAAGCGCAUGUUCCUACAGAAGCAGCCACAGCUGCAAGCUUACUUUAACCAAAUGCAGAUAGCGGAAAACACCUAUCCGAUGCAAGGUCAACAGCUCCCAUUGUCACACCAAGAAACGACGCAGCAGAACCAGUUCAGCUUUUCUCAGCCACUGAGUCCCGUGUUGGAGCCAGCCUCUGAUGAAAUACAGUAUGAUCCAUUUUUAAGUCAGUAUCACAAGCUGCAUUCCCAACAGAUGCAACACAUUAUACAGCCCAGCCAGCAGCAGGUAGUAACACAGAUCCACAUACAGCAGCCAUCGUUACAGUAUGGUUAUCAGACCUGUGAAUUACCACCAGUGUCAAGACAAGAACCAGAAUAUACAAACCAAUGCCAGUAUUCUAUGAAUUCAGCACAACAAGGCAAUAUGGCAUUAAAUGAAAACCAGGGCAGUCCAACAGGACAUGAUCCUCAGCCAUCCUAUGAAACCUUAACCCUGAAACGAACCCUUUGACUGUGAGAUGAUGGAAACUGUUGACUCUCAACAUGGUGGUUAUGUUUUGGUCAACUAG